AUGGGAGGGUGUACGUCACGUGGGCUCUCAGAAGAGAAACUCGCAUGUUACUCCCACCGUACCGGCAACCUCGUUGAUGAGCAUCUUUCGACAGGGGCAGUUGAGGCACACGAGCUUCAGCCCUUCUUUUCUUCUCUGCUGGGAGCCAUCACGGACCUUUUGAAGUGCAGCCGGGAGGAUGCCGUCGAGUUCCUUGCAUGCGCAAGUAGUGCAAACCCACGGGCGGCAGAGUUGUUUACUUCCUUUUGUGCUGCAAAUCCGCUGAAUCUCAUAAAAUGGGAUGUGAAUCACGCGAAGUUCAUGAUGAUAUGGAUAAAGUACGACGACGACAACAGCGGGGACAUAUGCGUUCGUGAAUUGAGGAAAAUCUUGAAGGGUUUGAGCUUCCCUGAAAGGCUCUCACAAAAGAUGAUUGACGAGCUGGAAGCUACAGGGGGGAGGGCAAACUACAAGUUGAUGCAGGGGACAUUUAUGUCUCUGACAAGACUUAAUGAACUGACAUAUGCAAUGCGAAAUAUUGUGGGUCCCGAUCGGGACGUGAUGACAAAGGCUGAGUUUGUUACCUUCCUGAAGGAAACUCAAGGAGAGGGUGCCGAUGGUGAGGAGCUGCACGUAUUUCUAGACGCUGUUGGCUGUACCGAAGAGCAUCCUGUACAUUUGGACGCAUUCUUAUCAUUUCUCAGCGACAGGCGCUUUAACUCCAUUGUGAACAACAGAAAGGUGUCUAGUGUUUACCACGAUAUGACUCGCCCGAUAUGUGAGUAUUUCAUCAAUUCCUCGCACAAUACCUACCUUACGGGUGAUCAACUCUUGAGCAAAUCUUCCACGGAUAUGUACAAGAGGGUUCUACUGGAUGGCUGCCGCUGCGUUGAACUUGAUUGUUGGGAUGGUCGCAAGGGUCAGCCUGUAGUUUAUCAUGGUUACACAAGGACUUCCAAGCUUUGGUUCCGGGACUGUAUUAGCACGAUCAAGAAGUAUGCUUUCGUUAAUUCAAUAUACCCUGUCAUUUUGUCGCUUGAGGUUCACACUAGCCUCCGCCAACAGGAUCGAAUGGCGGAAAUUUUGUGUGAAACGCUCGGAGAUAUGCUAUUCUGCAGUCCUUGGGGUGCUGGUGAACAGACUUCUUUCACAUUCUCGCCGGAAGCGCUAAAGGGAAAAAUUCUGCUAAAGAGCAAACGGGCUACUACACCUACCGAUGGGGUACAGGUUGAUGAUGACGACGAUGAGGAUGAGGAAGCCGAUGGUGUGGUGGAAAAUUUCGUACCACCUGAAACUGCUCGGCGUUGUCGCGGUGGUGGAAAAACGAAUUCAAGGGGUGCUGAAAAGAAAAAGAAGGUUUCAAAGGUUUCAGAGAAACUAUCUCGUCUUAUUUCAAUCGAAUCCAUUGGUUAUAAGGGUGUUGAGGAUCUAAGUUAUCUUGAAAUGCGUCAACCAUAUCACUGCAGCUCUUUUACUGAAGGGAAAGCGGGGAAAAUUGCCUCUUCUAACCAGGAGGAGUUUGUUGCCAUCAAUAAUCGGUGUUUGAGUCGCAUAUACCCCACAGGAACUCGCAUCGGUAGCAGUAACUUUCAUCCUCAAACGUUUUGGAAUUGUGGGUGCCAACUAGUUGCACUCAAUUGGCAGAAUUACAAGUCAUACCAGCUUAGGCUAAAUAGGGGGUUCUUCAGCGACAAUGGUAACUGCGGCUACCUUCUCAAACCGACUGCUGUGGACAUUGCACGUGCAAGGGGGCCAAAACGGCAGUCACGGUUGCUCACAAUAGAAAUUAUAUCAGCUUUCUGUCUUCCCAGGCGGAAAAAUGCAUCCGGUAGCAGUAUUGUGGAUUCUCGCGUAGCCGCCUUGAUUGAGGGCCCCGGCAUGGAGAAAAGCCAACGAAACACAUCUCCCAUUCACAAUAAUGGCUUUCAUCCUGUCUGGCGGGGUGAGCGCCUAAACAACGAGUUCUGCUGGAAGGUGUACGAGUGGGAACUGUCCACCCUUGUCAUGCAGGUGUAUGACGAGGAUACCAAAAGCAAUAACCUUCUGGGUGAAUAUGUUGUGCCAUUACGUGCCCUAAAAAAAGGAAUUCGCCAGGUCCCCCUUCGAGACCUCAAAGGAUCUAUUAUACAUGGCUCUUUUUUAAUGGUUCAAGUAUCUUAUCAGUAG
Trypanosoma brucei brucei TREU927 is the source of this 2145-nucleotide messenger RNA. Its product is annotated as phosphoinositide-specific phospholipase C, putative. The record is from RefSeq and is a predicted model, not a curated record. The transcript has a single exon. NCBI's taxonomy places the organism in Eukaryota, Euglenozoa, Kinetoplastea, Trypanosomatida, Trypanosomatidae. The coding region runs from base 1 to 2145 and encodes 714 amino acids. Gene Ontology annotation, biological process: phosphatidylinositol-mediated signaling; lipid metabolic process. Gene Ontology annotation, molecular function: phosphatidylinositol-4,5-bisphosphate phospholipase C activity; calcium ion binding.